AUGUACAAUCCCUACCAACACCCAGGUCUCUACGGCCAAGCCCCCGAUUACGGUGCCUAUGGCGCACCCCCAGGAAUGGCGCCUCCUCCAGGGAUGGCCGCCCCAGGAACCGCUGCUCCUCCAGGUGUGCAGCAAGUAAACAGCCAGCAGCCAGGCCGACCAGGAGGCUUCCCGCCCAACUUCCAACCGCCCGCGAAUAUGCCCAACAUCAACUUUUCCGCGCCGGUGAUUCGCCUGGGAACCUCGGGUCCCGCAAAGCCUACAGGCGCAGCUCCAGAAAUGGGUCGGGAGCGGGGAUCGGACGGUCCUGGCCGUCGUGCUGGUCUUGGAGCCGGAGGCAUGGAUACCCAGCGCCACCAUGGCCGUGAUACAAUGAUGCCGCUUCAGCCUCCUACACGCGACGAGGUCGUGCGCACUCUUUUCGUUGGCGGCAUUACGGAGGGUGCUGGUGGUGAUGAUGGAAUUGAGCGCAUUCUGGGCUCUGUGGGUGGUCUGCGACGGUGGAUUCGCGCUACGGAUGCCGAUGAGAAGCCCUGUCGGUUUGGUUUUGCUGAAUUUGAGGAUCCCGCCAGCCUGGAGAUCGCGGUGGAGAUUCUUAAGGAUGUGCAGGUUCCUGUGAAGAGGCAAAUGCCUCGUGAUGAAGGUGCUGAGGAGCUGGAUGUUGAAAAGAGCACUCUUCUGGUCGUUGUUGAUGAGAGCACGCUCACCUAUCUUGAGCAGUUUGAGGCUUCGCGAGCAGAGCAAGACCCCGAGGAACGUCAAGCACGCUUCAGCGCUGCGCGCAACAACCUGAACAGUGUUUUGUCCGACCUUUGCAACCCUACUACCCCUACAAAAAAGGAAAACGCCUCGGCCCUUGAUCGUGAGGGAGACAGUGAGAUGAAGGAUGCUGUUACGAAGGACGGCGAGGUCGUCACCAUUCCGAUUACAAUUGAAGACGAGUUGGCCGACAUCCCACCCGAGAUGCGCGCAAAUGUCGCCAAGGAGAUUGCUGCAUUCCGUGAACGAAGCAACCGCCGCGAUAUUGAGCGUCUGAAACGCGAGGAGGAGAUUGAAUCUAUGGAACGCGCUCGGAAUUCGGGCUCGAGAAUCAGCCGGCUUUCGUCACCCCCAGCAUCAGCCCCCAGCGGUCCGGCUGGUGGUACCAACAAUAUCCCACUGGGUCCCCGGGAUCGUAGCGGGGCCAACGCUAAGCCGUUCGGAGUUCAAAUCCCCAAGGACUACCAGAAAGGUGUCUCCUUUGUGAAUGGCGGAUCACUCAACGGUGUCUCCAUUGACCGUGACGCCGAGGACUCCGAUGCUAGCGACGAGGAAAUCGAACGCCGCCGACAGGCCAAGCACAACGAUGAUCAAGAGAAGCAGUUCUUGGAUCAGGAGCGCCGCUGGCUCAACCGUGAGCGCAGCCGAACCGCUGCCCUCGAGCGUGAGAAGAAACGUGAGAAGGAAGAAGACGGAAGGCUACAAGCUGCACAUGACGAGAUGGAAGCACGUCUUAAGGCCUGGAAUGAUGAUACCGAAGCCAGCCGCAAGACAACCGACUAUUACGCAGAUCGUGGUGCUUGGCUGCGCAGCCGUGCCGCCCAACGCGCUCGCGAGAUUAACAUCGACGAUGCUGAUCGUGCCGCCGAAGACCGUGAACGUGUUCGCAACGCCCAGCAACAGGAGCAGGCUCGCGGUAUGGCAGAUGACUUCCUUGCCCGCCAGGCUGAGGAGCUCACGGCCCGUACCGUGGAAGCACCCCGUGAACCCCAGCGCUUCAAGCUUUCUCUCGGAGCUGCAGCCCAGAAGGCCCAGGCCGCUACCAGCCGCCGCACGGUUGCCGAAGUUGAGGGUCUACUCGAAGACGAGGAAGAACCUGCUUCUACCACCCGCCGUCAACUGGUCCCAAUCAAGUUCGACUCCGCCGCCGAAGCUGCCGGUCUCACCGACGAAGAGCGCGCCCAAGCAGCUCGCCAACUGGCUGCCGAGAUCCCGACGGACAAGGAGGGUCUUUGGAAGUGGGAGGUCAAGUGGGAAUUUGUGGACGAGGCUAUUCUCAGCGACCAGCUCAAGCCAUUUGUGGAGAAGAAGAUUGUCGAGUAUCUUGGUGUGCAAGAACAGAUGCUGGUGGAUGUCGUGGAGGAGCAUGUGCGCAAGCACGCGCCUCCUCAGGAACUGGUCGAGCAACUGGCAGAAGCAUUGGACGAGGAGGCCGAAGUUCUUGUUCGCAAGUUGUGGCGCAUGAUCAUCUUCUUCUCGGAGAGCGAGAAGCGCGGUCUUUCUUCGUAG
Molecule: messenger RNA, 2268 nt
Organism: Penicillium antarcticum
Lineage: Eukaryota; Fungi; Ascomycota; Eurotiomycetes; Eurotiales; Aspergillaceae
Exons: 5
Coding region: 1-2268 (755 amino acids)
Biological process (GO): mRNA processing
Cellular component (GO): spliceosomal complex
Molecular function (GO): mRNA binding
Source: RefSeq, a predicted model, not a curated record